CCAGUCCUCUUCCCCACCUCUAGAUUAUCCUAUCUAUCUCUCCCCCAUCCAUCCAUGGCGAUUCGAGCCACAGUAGUUGAUGUAGUUGAAAUAAGUUACCGCUAGAUGGACGCUGCACGUCGUUUCUCCAUCCUUUCCUCUCACCUACGUCCGACUGCUCUCUUCCCACCGGCUUGCUCAGAAGAUCCUUCAUCUCCUAGCCUAUGGCGUUCUAAUUGUUCUUCAACUUCCUCCGUCAACGACGAAGACGGAGAUCCAAAAUAUGGCUGCGUUUUCUGCAAGAUCAGUCGCGGCGAGUCUCCUGCUCUCAAGAUUUACGAAGAUGAUAUAUGCUUCUGCAUUUUGGACAUUAAUCCAGUGAUCAAUGGGCAUUCUCUCAUUAUCCCAAAGUCACAUUUUUCUUCCUUACAAGAAACUCCUCCACAUGUAAUAGGUGCCAUGUGCUCAAAGGUACCAUUUAUAAGCAGUGCGGUCAUGAAAGCAACCGGAUGUGAUUCAUUUAAUCUGUUGGUUAACAAUGGUGCUGCAUCAGGACAAGUGAUAUUUCAUACUCAUCUCCAUAUAAUCCCUCGCAAAACACAUGAUUGCUUAUGGACAUCGGAGAGCUUGAGAAGGCUUCCUCUAAAGCUAGGACAGGAGGCUUUGCGACUUCUUGAGGAAAUCCGUAAAGAAUUAAAACCGACAGCGCAGGAGGAAGAGAAAGAAAGGAACAAAGUUCUAGUAGCAUCCUGACAUGUUCCAAACGUUUGUGUUUUGUGUAAAAUUGUUGUUUUAUUAACUGUUUGUUUAUUUUGCACCCCCAUAAUUGUGUUCUGUUUGUGUAUGUGCUGGUGAGAUAAAAAAAAUGUUAAAAAAUUUCAUUUUUGUAAAAUUAAUAGUGUCUCCUUUCAUAUAGAAAGUUUUUUUUUUAAACCCCACUUCAACUCUUCUCAAUGAUAAUAGUGUGUCUUUUCAGUUCAGU
Messenger RNA from Impatiens glandulifera, 961 nucleotides. Its product is annotated as adenylylsulfatase HINT3. Gene Ontology annotation, molecular function: adenylylsulfatase activity. The transcript has 7 exons. The record is from RefSeq and is a predicted model, not a curated record. Gene Ontology annotation, biological process: purine ribonucleotide metabolic process; sulfur compound metabolic process. NCBI's taxonomy places the organism in Eukaryota, Viridiplantae, Streptophyta, Magnoliopsida, Ericales, Balsaminaceae. Bases 106 to 732 code for a protein of 208 amino acids.